Eucalyptus grandis is the source of this 1255-nucleotide messenger RNA. Its product is annotated as calmodulin-binding protein 60 D-like. Gene Ontology annotation, cellular component: nucleus. The record is from RefSeq and is a predicted model, not a curated record. Gene Ontology annotation, molecular function: calmodulin binding; DNA-binding transcription factor activity; sequence-specific DNA binding. The transcript has 7 exons. The coding region runs from base 1 to 1254 and encodes 417 amino acids. Gene Ontology annotation, biological process: regulation of salicylic acid biosynthetic process. Lineage: Eukaryota; Viridiplantae; Streptophyta; Magnoliopsida; Myrtales; Myrtaceae.
AUGUUAAGGGGACUCGAAAGUGAUGAUGUGCCCAAGAGUUUCUUGACCAAAGAGGAAAUCCAGAGAGUGGUCAGGGAAGAACUGGAGCCUGUAAAAUCUUACUUGAAAGAGGUCAACAAAGAACUGAAGGAUGUAAAUUCUCGCUUGGCUGAUCUUUUCGGAAGUCGCAUCCUCGACACUGCCAAAGGUAAAAAAGUGCAACCGAUUUCCUCAUCGGUGAAGGAUGAUGAUACUAUUCAGGGAGAGGUAAGGGAAGAGUCGGAGUCGGAGCACCCAAGUUCUCCAUUUGUUCAGCCUGUAAGAUGUCCUGGCAAACGUCGAAAGAGGGAUGAAGGGAGAAACUUGCAGCUUCAAUUUGAAAAGGGAAUCCCCUCUUUUAUCUAUACUGAGCAGAAACUAACCAUUGAUGUCAAGUUAGUCGAUGCAAACACAGGCGAUAUUGUCAAAUUAGGUCCAGAGUCCUCUGUUAAGGUAGAAGUUGUGGCACUUAAAGGUGAUUCUGAGAUAGGCGGUUAUGAUAAGUGGACCUGGGAAGGAUUCGAGAAAUCUAUAGAGAAAGAACGUGAGGGGAAGGCGCCUCUACUUAAUGGAAGGUUUGUGAAUCUUAACAGAGGGACUGGGGUGCUGGAUAAUGUAAAGUUCACCGACAAUUCAAGCUGGACUAGGAGCAAGACGUUUAGGCUAGGAUUACGGGCAUCACCAGAAUAUCGUGAGACUAUUCAUGAAGCGAUAACGGAGCCAAUCCGUGUGAAGGAGAAUAGAGGACAGUCAAACAAGAAACAUGAUGAACUUGCACCUGGCGAUGAGGUCUGGAGAAUCAAAACUAUUGGGAAGAAUGGACCAUUUCACAAGAAUCUGAGUAAAGAAGGAAUAUGCAAUGUGGGACAGUUUUUCCAGCUACUCAACACGGAGUCUGAUAGAAUGAAAAUUAUUCUUGGAACGACGAUAACACAAAAGAAGUGGGAUGAACUCCGAGGACUCGCAAAAACUUUCCUUCUGAAUGGGAACCUUCACGUGUCUCUUGAUAAUGAAGAUGAUCAUCAAAAUGGCCGUCAACUCACUGACCAUACUGCAGACCGGGUGCAUUGUGCUGCUGACGAAUUUCCACCCAAGCAGGAGGUAACUGGGAAAUUCUACUUUUUCCGAUAUUUGCUAUGCAAUCUGCAAGGGAUAGCCUCCGACCUCGGAGUAUCAGUUAAAUUUACUCUAUAUUUGUCAGCUCUUAUCACACCUUUUCUUGUGGUGUAUAAAUGAA